AUGGUGUCCGACGUCCCGCAUUACAACACCCUGACAGUCAAACUACGUGCCAAUUUAACACUGAAUGGAACGAAUUUGAUUACAAUGAACAGAAAAAAAUUGUUAGUUGUUGGUCUGUUAAAUUUUGCUUGUCCAACAUGUUGGAAUCAGGCCACGAGAUUCAAUGAUCUUUAUAAUGAUUUACAGCACAAAGAGAUGACGGAAUCUGUUGUACAAAUAUUAUUGAUAAACGAAAAACGUGCAAGAAAUUCUUAUACACAAUCUCAUUUUCAAAAAUUACGUGUUUUGCAAGAUAAUGAAAAUGAUGAAAUAAUAAAAAAACUUGGUGGAAAAUCAAUGGAUACAUUUGUAUUUGGACGAUGUGGCUACCUUCAAUUUUCACAACAUCAUCCUGAUUCACUAUUGGAAAAUCCAAAAAAUUAUCAAUUAUUAUUAAAUCAAAUUUAUAGUGCCGUUAAAAAUAAACGACGAUGUCAAAAAUUAUGCAGCUAA
Didymodactylos carnosus is the source of this 492-nucleotide messenger RNA. The record is from the annotation of a GenBank genome assembly. NCBI's taxonomy places the organism in Eukaryota, Metazoa, Rotifera, Eurotatoria, Philodinida, Philodinidae.